Messenger RNA from Zychaea mexicana, 441 nucleotides. RefSeq lists its product as uncharacterized. NCBI's taxonomy places the organism in Eukaryota, Fungi, Mucoromycota, Mucoromycetes, Mucorales, Lichtheimiaceae. The record is from RefSeq and is a predicted model, not a curated record. The transcript is spliced from 4 exons. The coding region runs from base 1 to 441 and encodes 146 amino acids.
AUGAAUUUGGUGCCAUCAGCGAAGUUUGAGCCUUCUCUCCGGCUCUGGAAGAAGCUGGGACUCGGUCAACAAGUACCCAUCAUGAUGGCACCACAGAUUGGGUCAAAAAGACAUGUUGUGAUGCCAUCAGGGGUUGUAGCGGCUGAUGCUUCACAGCAUGCUUAUGCUAAUUCUGCUUUGUUGUGGGCUACAAAUACCCCUCACGGUACCAUCGAUGAACCCGACGCAUUUGCUCAAGGGAGCACCUAUGUAUUAGAUCAUGGAGCGCUCUAUUAUACUUCCGCUGUAGAGCCUGCCUGCCUGCCUGCUGCUGCUGCUGUGUGGUACCUGAGUAACUGCUUUCUGAUUUUUGCGGCCGCCGGUGUGAUCGUGAAGGUGAUUGUAUUGCUUGUUGCUCUUGUGCACUUAGGAUACUGUAGCAGUGAUAUCAUACUGUUUUGA